Messenger RNA from Suillus clintonianus, 597 nucleotides. RefSeq names its product P-loop containing nucleoside triphosphate hydrolase protein. The transcript has a single exon. The record is from RefSeq and is a predicted model, not a curated record. Gene Ontology annotation, molecular function: GTP binding. The annotation marks the transcript as partial. NCBI's taxonomy places the organism in Eukaryota, Fungi, Basidiomycota, Agaricomycetes, Boletales, Suillaceae.
AACGUGGUCAUCAUUGGUCAAUCGGGGGCGGGGAAAAGCUCACUCAUUAACAUGCUUUGCCCCGGGGCUCAUGCUCCUGUCUCGAACGACACGACCGGUUGCACAAGGGUAGAAAAAGAGUAUAAGUGCGACCUCGGGCAACAGCAAUAUUGCCAGGUGCACGAUACAGUGGGUCUCGAAGAGGGGCGUUGGGGCUUCCUUCCGGACAAGCCAGCGCAGAAGAAACUCAAAGCAUACUUGGCGAUGAUGAUGAAGAGGACACCGAGUGAACUAGACCUCCUGGUGUACUGCAUACCAGGAACAAGAGGCCUGAAGAAAUCCCAUUGUCGCAACUUUAACAAUUUCAAGCAGGAAGUGGGAAACGUGCACGUUGUAGUGGUUGUCACCCACUUGGACAAUUGGAGGGGACAUUUGGAGACCUGGUGGACAAAAAAUGCGCUUACACUCGAAAAGCUCGGUAUUCCGGACUCUACUAAACAUGCAUGCGUCACCACACUACCCAAGGAUUACCUCAAUCGAAGCCAAAUAUAUCUCUACGAUCAAUCUUGUGAGGAUGUCAAAGCCCUGAUCAGGAACAACCUUCCACGAAUCCGCUAG